Molecule: messenger RNA, 989 nt
Organism: Enterobius vermicularis (human pinworm)
Lineage: Eukaryota; Metazoa; Nematoda; Chromadorea; Rhabditida; Oxyuridae
Source: the annotation of a GenBank genome assembly
AUGCCAAGUUAUAUGGAAGAAGGUCAAGCGUGUGUUGUAUGUGGUGAUGAGGCUACCGGGCUGCAUUAUCGUGCAAUAACAUGUGAAGGCUGUAAAGGAUUCUUUAGGCGUACCGCACAGAAAAAACUGCAGUAUAAAUGCAAUAAUAAUGAAAAAUGCGAAAUCAACAAAGCAACACGUAAUCUUUGCCAACGAUGUAGGCAUCUGAAAUGUUUAAGCUGUGGCAUGUCACCUGAAUUGGUCUUAAACGAAACAGAACGAAGUUUGAAAAGGCAGUUGAUUGAAAGAAAUCGAGUAAAACGAGAGAUGGAGGAAGUUGUCAAGGUGCUGAAGUCACAUUCGUUAAUAGAUCAGCGGAUCCGUUACGAACCAAUGACACAGUCAAUAACCGCCAGCUACUGCCGAUACAUUGAUGUCCCUCUUGGGCUUGAUUUCGACACCAGCACAGACGACAGUACUGUGCGGCAAAAGAACUGGUCAUCGUUGGUAUCAGUUUUGAUACGGCAUAUCAUCGAUUUUAUCAAGUGUAUCAGCAUUUACCAAUCGCUUACUGACAAAGAACGUUGUGCUUUAAUGGAUAAUACCGGUUGGUUGGAAGUGACGCUUCUACGUUUCAUCCAUCAGUAUGAUCCCACAGAGUCGUGUUUGAUUCUGUACGAUAAACGAAGCUUUCCAAAAUCGGAUACAAAAACUAACAACGAUUAUACGGAAGCCAUGAUGGAACUUCUGGCGCAAGCUAAAUCAUUCAGCACAUUACAAUUGAACAAUCGACAACUGGCUUUGCUAUCAGCAUUGUUUAUCUAUGAUCAUGCUGAAGCAUGUCAAGUAAGUGAUCUGCUUGAAAACCUGUACUAUAUUGUACAUGACGAACUAUGGCAUUGUCUGCAGUCAAUCAGCGAAUCUAGCAGUGAUUCACCGGAUCCAAAUCGUUGGUGGCGUCUGAAAUUUCAGUUUUGGUAUUUAAUUUUGAUUGCUGAUGUCAGGUAGGU